Messenger RNA from Polistes dominula (European paper wasp), 1461 nucleotides. It is a transcript of the gene Vha26, whose product is annotated as V-type proton ATPase subunit Vha26. NCBI's taxonomy places the organism in Eukaryota, Metazoa, Arthropoda, Insecta, Hymenoptera, Vespidae. The record is from RefSeq and is a predicted model, not a curated record. Gene Ontology annotation, molecular function: proton-transporting ATPase activity, rotational mechanism. Gene Ontology annotation, biological process: proton transmembrane transport. Gene Ontology annotation, cellular component: proton-transporting two-sector ATPase complex, catalytic domain.
AAAUUACAGUCAUAUGACCGUCGUUACGCGAGAACGACAUCACGAUUUUGUGAAUAGGCGUUGACUCUUUCAUCGAGCUCCUGAAUUAAAUUUGUCUCUUAAAUAAGAACUGUUCCUGUCAAUUGUAAAAUUUAUCGUUAAAUAAAUUAACAAAAAAAUCUGAUCAUGGCGCUAAGCGAUGCUGACGUACAAAAACAGAUCAACCAUAUGAUGGCUUUCAUAGAACAGGAAGCCAAUGAAAAGGCUGAAGAAAUAGAUGCCAAAGCCGAAGAAGAAUUUAAUAUCGAAAAAGGACGUCUUGUCCAACAGCAACGGCUUAAAAUUAUGGAAUAUUUUGAAAAGAAAGAAAAACAAGUCGAAUUACAGAAAAAAAUUCAGUCUUCGAACAUGCUUAACCAAGCUCGAUUAAGAGUUUUAAAAGUACGCGAUGAUCAUGUACGUAAUGUUCUCGACGAAGCUAGAAAAAGAUUAGGUGAAGUAACUCAAAAUCCAAACAAAUAUAGCCAAAUUUUGAGAUUGUUAAUCACUCAAGGUCUUUAUCAGCUUAUGGAAACUAAUGUUUUUAUCCGUGUUCGUCAAGUUGAUCUUUCCAUUGUAGAUUCUCUUAUAGAUUCUAUACAGCAAGAAUAUAAAGAAACUACAAAGAAAGAGGCUUCUCUUAAAAUAGAUCAAGAAACUUUCUUACCUGCCGAAAGUUGCGGCGGUGUUGAAUUAUUAACGGCUAAAGGUCGCAUUAAGAUCAACAACACUUUGGAGUCACGGUUAGAGCUAAUUGCUCAACAACUGAUACCUGAAAUUCGGUCUGCUUUGUUCGGUAGUAAUCCUAACCGCAAAUUUACCGAUUAAGGAAAUUAAUUGCAUCAGAAAUUCACUGAUACAUUCCCUUUUAAGCAGCAACCAAUAAACAUUUGAAAUGUAUUGUGUAGGUUAGUAAAUAGUAUAUGACAAUAUCUUUCUUUUUUUGCAUAAAACUGCAUGUAUGAUACGUUUGGUUAUAUAAAUCGUGACUUCCUCUAUCUUUAAUUGGCUCUAUGGAAACAUGUUUUUCUGUACAAAAGAAAGAAGGAAAAAAAUAUAAAAUUGAAAACUACUAUCGUUUCAGCAAAGACUUGUGUAUUGUUAAUAGAAAGAAAUGAUAUAAAAUAUAUUAUACAUGAGUCUAAUACAAUUCCAUUUUAAUAUAGCUAAAUUUUUUCAAUGGGUAACAACAUCAUAUUGUUAAAUACCACAAUCUGAUAAAUAUUAGCUAUAUACAUAUGCAUAUACAUAUACAUAAAAGAUAUAUAACAUAUUGUUACAAAAUUCUACUGUACAUGCACAGUGUUAUGUGGAUAAUGAAGUUAACGAAUGAUCUAAUUUAAUACUAAACAGAACAUUCUGCUUUUCAAUAAGUGCAAUAUCAUUGUGUCAGUUAAUGGUAUUAAAUGUUAAUAACAUUGGUAUUUGUUAAAGUAAAAAAAA